AUGCGCGGUUUCAGGUUCCGAGCUUCCUGGGCUCCAGGGGCUCAUUCAAAGCCGAUAACAACGCCAAAUGGCGGCAUCCUGACGGGGCUAUGCUCUGAUGCACACCAAAAUACCCAGCGUUGUGGUGUUCAGGGUGUCUUCAUCCGGCAAUUUUCGGAGCUGUCGGGAUCGGUCUACAAUCACAGAAUACCUCAUGUUGGCCGGAAUAUUGUGCCAACUAAUGCUUUAUUUCCGAGAACUACACGAUACUCCAGUUUUAGAUCACCAAUUCUCAAGCAAUUCCGCGGAUUCUCUUCGACCCAACGAUUCCUCCAGACCAAGCCGCCCGCGCAGCCAACGAAUACCUCGCGCGCGGAAAACAGGGACAAGCAAGAUAAAGAUAACGAUGACGGAUUUGAGCUAUCUGAGAAAGCAGCACAAGCGGCACAAGUUAACCUUCGCGCAAAGUUAAACAAAGAUGGUGCUGGUGGAAAAAGCUCCGGGUUCGGCGAAGUAACGAGGCUUCUACUCAUUGCGCGACCCGAAGCAAAGAAACUCGGCUUAGCCUUUUUUUUCUUACUGAUUUCUUCAUCAAUUACCAUGUCACUUCCUUUCUCAAUUGGCAAGAUCAUCGAUGCUUCCACGAAGUCAUCAGAAGGUGGUGAAUUUCUUUUCGGUCUGAGCCCUACUAUGUUCUACGGUGCCUUGGCAAGUAUUCUUGCAUUCGGUGCUGCUGCAAACUACGGUCGUAUAAUUAUCUUGCGAAUUGUGGGUGAACGCAUCGUUGCGAGAACCCGUUCAAAGCUUUUCCGCCAGACCUUCGUGCAGGAUGCCGAGUUCUUUGACGCAAAUCGGGUCGGAGACUUGAUUUCUCGACUUAGUUCUGACACCAUAAUCGUCGGCAAAAGCAUCACUCAGAAUCUUUCGGACGGACUGCGGGCAGGUGUUAGCGGCGCAGCUGGCUUUGGUAUGAUGGCCUAUGUCAGUCUCAAGCUAUCCAGUAUCCUAGCAUUAUUGCUUCCUCCAAUUGGACUAGGCGCAAUCUUCUACGGAAGGGCAAUCAGAAAUCUCAGCCGCCAGAUUCAAAGGAAUCUAGGAACCCUGACCAAGAUUGCGGAAGAACGUUUGGGAAAUGUGAAAACGAGUCAAUCAUUCGCUGGCGAAGUUCUCGAGGUCAAUCGUUACAAUACUCAAGUACGGAAGAUCUUCGAACUCGGGAAGAAAGAGUCACUGAUAAGUGCAACUUUCUUCAGUUCUACUGGACUUAUGGGAAAUUUAACGAUCUUGGCACUUCUUUAUGUAGGAGGUGGCAUGGUCAAGUCUGGCGCUAUCAGUAUUGGAGAGCUCACGUCCUUCUUGAUGUACACGGCUUACGCAGGCUCUAGCAUGUUCGGCAUGUCGAGCUUCUACUCUGAAUUAAUGAAGGGAGUCGGGGCAGCGAGUCGACUGUUUGAGCUACAGGAUCGUGAGCCGACAAUAUCUCCCACCAAGGGCACCAAAGUCGUGACUGCCCGUGGCCCUAUUCGCUUUGAGAAUGUCUCUUUCAGUUACCCAACCAGGCCCGCUGUUCCAAUUUUCAAGGAACUCAAUUUUGAAAUCCCGCAGGGUACCAACGUCGCAAUUGUUGGUCCUUCGGGUGGAGGUAAAUCGACCAUUGCUUCGUUACUCCUGCGCUUCUACAGUCCCACCGAGGGCCGUGUUAUUAUCAACGGCAAGGACAUCAAGGAGAUGAACGCGAAGUCACUUCGUAGAAAGAUCGGCAUUGUCUCACAGGAGCCAGUUCUCUUCUCUGGAACGAUUGCCGAGAAUAUUUCUUACGGAAGCCCACAGGCAACGAGGUCUGAAAUCGUCGCAGCAGCAAGGAAAGCAAACUGCCAAUUUAUCAGCGACUUUCCGGACGGCCUUGAUACCCAAGUGGGACCCCGCGGAGCGCAGCUUUCUGGAGGGCAAAAGCAACGGAUCGCGAUUGCCCGUGCACUUAUUAAAGACCCCGAUAUUCUGAUUUUAGACGAGGCCACUUCUGCGCUCGAUGCAGAAUCGGAGACACUAGUCAACAGCGCUCUUGCGGCCCUCCUCCGUGGUAAUAACACCACCAUCAGCAUUGCACAUCGACUCUCUACUAUCAAGCGAUCCGACUCGAUCGUGGUGCUUGGUAAUGACGGAAAGGUUGCCGAACAAGGAAGCUACGAGGAACUAAGCGCGCGCCCAGAUGGCGCGUUUACGAAGCUGAUGGAAUGGCAGCUAAGUGGUGCUGACACCCAGCCUCCGGUCAGCCCUUCCGUUAGCCCUGAAAUCCAGGAAAAGCCCUGGGAAGUCCAAGCUGAGGAACACGGUGAAGCUGAAGCUGAAGCAAACCACAAAACCGAGCAUCAACGAUAA
Messenger RNA from Aspergillus puulaauensis, 2358 nucleotides. RefSeq names its product ATP-binding cassette permease mdr2 (gene mdr2). Gene Ontology annotation, biological process: transmembrane transport. Gene Ontology annotation, molecular function: ATP hydrolysis activity; ATP binding; ABC-type oligopeptide transporter activity. The transcript is spliced from 3 exons. The record is from RefSeq and is a predicted model, not a curated record. Gene Ontology annotation, cellular component: membrane. NCBI's taxonomy places the organism in Eukaryota, Fungi, Ascomycota, Eurotiomycetes, Eurotiales, Aspergillaceae. The coding region runs from base 1 to 2358 and encodes 785 amino acids.